CUCGGUUGCCAUCGGUUGGGCGGCGCCGACGACGCAUGCUCCUUGGACCCCUCGACCUUCUUCUCCGAGCAACCAGGAAGCAUGGGCCAAGUACACGCGACCUGCGGCGACAGCGAGAAGGCGCGCCGCCUCGACGCGCGCUGGGGCCGCGUGACGCUCGAGCAGCUAAGCGACGAGGCCUUCCUCACCAAACAGUUCCGGCGGUCGGGCUUUGCAGCGACGUACAACCAGUACCAGCGCCAUCGCAUGCAUCUACUCGUGUCCAAGCCCGACGACGACGCCGACGCCGAGACCCACGAAGCAGACGACCUGGCACUGGGCGACGCCGUCAUGGCCGUCGUGGACCAGGACCCGACGCUCCUCGCCCACUUUAGCAUCCACCGCCUCCGAGACAUCUUCGUGCGCAGCUGCGAGAUUGUCGACCCGUUCCUCACCAAGCUCGAGCUGCAAAAGUUCCUUCUGCGCUCUGCCCACGACGCGCUCUCGUCGCGCGCGGGUGCGCGUGCGGAGACCACCGAGAGCGCUACAGUUGCUCUCAGCAGCGCCAAAGGCCGGAACAUGCCCCACGAUGCUCUCCUCGGCGUCCACGUUUUCCUCGCACUUGUCGCCAGCCUCCAUGAGCCCGACAUGCGCGAGGGCCGCGCCCAGCUGCUCUUGGACAUGGUCCCGCUGGUGCAAAUGUUGUCGCCGCUCGCCCUCGCGCCGACACCGCCGGGGAAGGGUCGCAUCCGCACCGAGUCGCCCGACGCGCUUCUCGUGAUCGAGCGUCUCCAGCAUUUCCUCCUCGACAUGUGUGCCGAGCCCGGCGACGUGAGCAGCGUCGCGAUGCAAACGCUACUGCAUCUUGCGAUCGCGCGCGGCUCCGUGAGCACCUUCUUGCUCGCGAUUCGCGUCUUGCUGAGCGCAACGGACGCCGCCUGCGACGCCGCUACCGACAUCAAGAAGGUCGAGUUGCUACCCGAUGAGAGCUUGCUCGACGACGACCUCGGGGCUCUCGACGUGAAAUCGCUCCGCAAGCUGCCGCGCGUCGGACCGCUUCUCCGCGACUCGGACGAGAUCGUCAUGACGGCGCAGCUCAAGAAGAAGGCCAAGAGCAUUAGCCCCGUGCACCCGAUCUCGGGGCCAACGUCAUCUAGCCCGAGUCCGAAGAAGAACAACGUCCGCGACAAGCCGCUCAAAGCGGACACGAGCCUCGCGCCGCGGCCGAGCCGGUUUCAGUCGCUUGAGAUCGAGCCGAUUGUGUCGGUGCUGCGCGCGGCGACACCGCGCGAGUCAGCCGACGCUGGCGUCGCGGUUGACGACGAGGACGAGCGCGAGGUGUGGAGCUGCGGCCAAAACUCGUACGGGGAGCUCUCUCAUGGCGACACCAAUCCGCGACGCGCGUUUGAGCGCAUCGAGACGCUGCAAGGCAAGGGUAUUGUGCAAGUCUGCGCCGGCAACGAGCACACGGUCGCCUUGAGCGGAGACGGCACCGUGUUCACGUGCGGCUACAACGACAACGGGCAGUGCGGCCAGGGCACGACGACGCGCGUCGCGUCCAUGACACCGAUUUCCAAGCUCGACGCGGGUUUCGAGCACGGCGUCAGUCAGAUCCACGCUUACAACGGGUGCGAGCACACGGUGAUUGUCAACGGCGAUGGUGCGGCUGCGGCGUUCGGGUACAACUACCGCGGCCAGCUCGGGCUUGGGUCCACGACCAGCGAGAGCGUGCCCAAGGUGCUGCGAGGGCUGGACAUGACAAAGCGCGUCAAACUCGUCUCCUGCAGCUACUACCACACGCUCCUGAGCGUCGACGGCGAUGCGGUGUACGCCUUUGGGCGCAACGACUACGGGCAGCUCGGGCACAACGACACGAUGGACCGCCGGUCGCCCGCCCCUGUCGACGCACUCGCCAACGUCCCGCUGAGCUCGGUCGCGUGCGGCCAAUACCACAGCACGGUCGUGACAACGUCCGGCGUCAUCCUCGCGUUUGGGAAGAACGAUUACGGCCAGCUCGGCGUCGACGGCAUCGAGAACCAGCUCGUACCAAUGGUCGUCAAGAGCGGCCUCGAGCGCUUCGUGUGCACCGAGGUUCGCUGCGGCUACUACCACACGAUUGCACUCUGCGUCGGUGGCCACGUUUACGGAUUUGGCCGCAACGACUAUGGACAGCUCGGCAUCGGCGAGGCUGCAAAUGCCCAGCAGCGCAUCGCGGUUCCGACGCUCGUGCCCGAGCUCGAGGGAAAAGACAUUGUCCGCAUCGCCUGCGGCUGCUACCACACCCUCGCGGUCGCCGACAACGGCAUGCUGUACGCCUUUGGGCGCAACAACCACGGCCAGCUCGGGACAGGGGACACGAACGAGCGGGUCGUGCCAACGCCGAUCGACGCCUUUGUGGGCAAGCGCAUCGCGAUGGUCGCGGCCGGCUUUUACCACACGGUGGUGCUCACGGGCGGAAAGGACGUGGCCGAGCUAACGCCCGCCGAGUCGGUGCUCGAAGCAACAGACAGCAGCGCGUUUACACCCGAGGCGGUGCUGGCCGACAUGGCGGCGUUCGUGGCGCCAGGAAAACCAAAGCCGCCGCCGCGCACCGCGUCGCAGCCGCUCCGCGCCCUCGUGGACCCGUCGUUUGACCUGGAUCCGGAAGACGAAGAGGCCGAGGCGUCGCUCGUAGCGCCCGAGCGCCCGCCGCCGACUGCCGCGUUGGGCCACGUGCAAGCCGCCGUGUGCCUCCUCGCCCACUUGGAUCGACUCUCGCGCGCGUUUGCGCCACGCCGACAUGUGUACCCGUCGCUCGCGGCUCCGACACCCAAGGAAGGCGCGGCCGGGCGCUUCGAAACCUACUGCGUCGACGUCCAUAGCUCGACGUUCCUCGCGGUCGCCGACAUCAUCACGCGCGGGUGUCUCGGGCGCGACGGCGAGGCGGCGCAGACCCAAGUGUACAUUCUAUUGGCGUCGCUUCGGGUGCUGCAGGCCAACGUGACGCAGCUCGUGCGCUGCGGUCUCGGGAAGCGCCUCGUCGCUACACAAGCGCUCGUCGAGAAGGAGCCCGAUAUGGAGAGCCUCCGGAGCGCACUGCACCGAGUGCAUGCGGUGUUGAUCUCGCUCAUCGACGUGCCAAAAAGCUUGCGCGACGGCGACAACCACGCGGGCGUCGUCGACGGCAAGAACCAGCUCGUGACUGCGGCUGUCGAAACCUUGCUCAUCGGCUUUGAGCUCUUCUACCCGUGCCAGUGCACCCAGACGUCGGUGAUCUUCUCGGUUCUAAAGGACACGGCACCGGUCAUGGUGGCGGGCGGGUGUGCGUGUGGUGCCGGGACGCCGCCACCGAUCCCGCGCAACCGAAAGGUCGUGCUCGAGCCACUUCUCCGGCGCAUGGCAGAUGACGCAAUCCUCGCGCAGUUCAUACCUCAGUCACCACAGGCGGGGACCGAGAGCUUGGAGAGUCUGGCGAGCGUUCUGGUCGAGCGAAUUGGGGUGCAGACGAUGGCGCUGCUUGCCAAGUCGGAGAAGGACGAGCUUCGCAGUGCCGACGCCGCCUUCCGCCCGUACGUUGUGCUGUUGAACGCGAUGCAAAAGCAGCUCGCGAGCUGGGCCGGCAAUGUCGAGUCGUGGACGCGGACAACUGUCGACAUGCCCGUGCUCGACAGCGUGUUUCGCCUGACGCCGGACGCCGCCGGGCGUCUUCCCCGUGGCUGGCGCUGCUACAUUGAGUUUAUAACCACGGUUUUCGAGCACUGUACGAGUGCCAUCAAGACGGUGAGUGUCCAGACUAGAGUGCGCGACGACGUCCUCGAACUUCUUCGCGUCUCGAUGGUCGGCACAGUCUUGCCGGCGCUCGCCACUACGCAUUUGCUUCUCUGUGACCGCCCCCUCUUUGCCAUUGCGCUACUAACCCCGCUGUUGGACCUUCUCCGCCUUAUUGACGGCCUGAACGCCCGGCUCGCUGUGGUGCGCGAGGCCGAGCGUCACUACAUGGAGGCGCUUUGGCUGUACCAGGCGCCGCAGCCGCCGGCGACCGCGUCGUUGGACCUCGUACACAACUUGCAUUGGCUCCUCACGCUUCAGAAACUGCUUGCGCAGGUGGCGAGUACGAUGACGCACACGCUCUUGCUCGGAGAGAGCGCGCAGACGACCCCGGCAGUGGACGAGACGGCGCUCGCGUGGCUGAGCAGUCCGCUCUUUGCUCACGGGUUCGAGGCGCACGUGUUUGCUGCACUUGCCGAGCACGGGCGAGCGGUGCGCCACGCACCGCUGGCCGUUUCGAGUAUGACACUGCCGCUGCCGCCACCACAAUCCUGUGAUCGGCUCCGACUGCUGGUGCAGAUGCAAGACGGCGAACACGAGCGCCCGAGAGCGUUCUGCGCGUGGAUACGAGCCGCGUACGCCCGCGUCGACGCCAGCUACCGCUUCCUUCUCAAGGCAUCCCACGCCCUUGACGAGCGGCUCGAAAAUGCCUUCUUCGCCGUCCUCAUCAAGCGACACGACCUGACUGGCGACGCCGAGCUCUGGGCGGUGCGGUUUGCACCGGCAACCGCGCCCCCGCGACGACUGCUCGACCAGUGGCACUUUGUGGCCGACCUCUCACGCGGGUUUGCCCAGCUCAAGAAUGCGCUGCUAAACCAACAGGCGGCAUCGACGCUCGAUGACGUCGCGAACCUUCGAAGUCGCUUGCUCACAGCGACGCAGUUUUUGUUUACUCUGGCGAGUGACGUCGACGACGAGGCCACCGUCGUGACCAUGCCAUGGGACCCACCGACGACUAAUUCGACGACGUCCGAGACUGCGUUCUUGGCCCAACACCCGCGGUCACGCUGGCGUCGGGUGCGCUCGUUGCUGCACACGAUCGUCCGGUGGAAGCACGUGCUUCGUCCCCGAGGCGACAUCGUCGGCAAGGCUGCGAUUCGGUUUUUGCUCGCGGACGUCGACCUCUGCGGCCUGCAGCGCGCUCUCUUUGACCGGUGUCGUCGCGCGGCCUACCGAGCACGAGGCUUCGAAGCCGUCGUGACGCUGCUAUCGCACAUCACGCUGCAAAGCAGCGUCGUCGACGUGUAUGCGAGCGUCGGGCGCAGCCUCCGCGGUCCUCUUGAUGGCCGCGUACUCGUCGGUCUCGACGGCGUUGGUGCGUUCUACGAGGGCCUCGUGCGAGCUGCGUUCGGACAGCUUCUCUCGCGCAUCACAUCGGCGCUGUCGAGCACUUCCUUUGAAGACGAGCUCGUAUUUCGAACGCCUCUGCUCCUCGCCCUUUUGCAGUGCUGGACGAUCGCGAUCGAGCCGACAACGUACGACCUCGUCGCGCAUCUCGAGCUCGUGCCGACGCUGCACCGACUCCGGCGCGCGGCGACGGCGGCGCAAAAGCUCGCCAAGCCCGACGUACUCGGCUUUCUGCGCAGAAGCGACAGCGCGCUGUGGGCAGCGAUGCGGUACGUAUUCGCAUCGUUUGCGGCCCGGGCGACCGACCACGGCGCGCUUCAAACACCCAAGCGUCCGCUUCUCGCACGCUGUUUUGCUGUGCUCCAAAAAGAGGCCGAGCUGAGCUUGGCCCUGAUGGUCCCGGCGUUCAAGGUCGAGCACGACCUAAUCGUUGUGGCCGCCGGCGACGACGACAAGGUGGUCAAACGAAGCCAUGACGUGAUCACGUCACCAAUGUCCUUUGGCGGCCUCGACCAAGGCGUGGGAUCCGACUUGACACCGCUCUUGCCCCUGGGGCACGACUGCAACGACCUUAGUGUCACGUUCUGGAUCUACGUCGACGGCGCCAAAGCGAGCGCGGUCGCCAAGCAGUUUGUGUUUGCGCGCACCAGCCGACGUGACGUCGCUCCGUACUGCGUGCUGUACGAAGCCAACGACGGCGACGACGACAGCAGCGAGUACGUUGUCGAGAUCGGCGUCGUCGCCGGCGACGGCCACGACCGCCUCCAAGCCAUCGAGACGGCGUCGUCUAAAACGCCGCUGCUGCCCAAUCAGUGGUACCACGUCGGCAUCGUGCUCGAAGGCCCCAAGCUCCGGCUUUUCAUCAACGGUGCGCUUGAGAUUCAAAGGGUGCUCUCGGCAUCGGUCUCGCUCGUCGGCGCUGGCAGCGUUUGCGUCGGCAAGGCGGCGUCGCCUGUCGCCGAGAUGCUGAGCGUCCACACGGGGCUGCAAGGCAUGUUGGCGCAGGUGCGCGUGCACAGCCGGGCGCUCUCGGGCAUUCAUCUGCACAUAUUAUUUGACCAAGGCCCGCCACCGCUGUACACGGAGACGGACCACGGAUGCUAUCAGAUCGGAGCGCUGCUUCAGCUCUUGGCGCAGAGCAGCGAAGGCGCCGUCGAGCUCCUAUCGCCGCGUUGGCUGCGCGUCGUGCUUUGGAUGCUGCGCGGCGGGACCUACCGCGUCCAGCAGCAGGCGCUGCGCCUCUUUGCAAAGCUCCUUCCGCGCGUGCCGCCGGCGUCGGUGCCGUUAAGCCAGUUCUUCGUUGCCGACGGCGGGUCGCUCGUCCAGUACUUUGUACGUCUCGUCGGGUUUGGCCUCUGGCGCUUUCACGCCGUGCCAGGUGCCGGCCCCAAACUCGGCGUUGACUUUCCGCUCAACCUCGCCGCGCAUUCGCUGAGCUUCCUCGAGUACGCCGGUGACAACUGCUUGACGACCGAGACAGAGCGCAGCCUGCAUCUGGCCAUGGAAACGUGCCGCCUCCUCACGACGCUCGCCGCCGACGCAACGUGGGCGGAGGCCGUCGCGGAGCAUCUCGCAACCUCUCUGGAGGUUAUGAUGCGUCGCUGCCGCGAGUCGGCGGCUGCCGACGUCACGGUUGUCGGGAAAGCGCGGCUUGCGGCGGACGCCCUGGACGUUGCCGCGGGUCUCGGCGCACUCGCCGUGCUCGGUGGCGCCAUUGACACGGUGCGCAUCGGAGCUGUCAUGGAGCUCAGCCACGGGCGAGACCUCGGCACCGUCGUCGCGUUUGACCCGUCGCAGACGUUCGCCCAGCUCGUACUGCAGAAGAUCGCCACGACCACCGACCACGUGACGACGCAUGCAUCCUGGAGUGCCAGUGUCCACGCGACCCCCUUGAAUAUGGACACAUGGAAAGUUCUCCGCCUCAACGUCGACGAACUUGCCGUCUCGUCGUCCGACACGCAGCUGUCGACGCGGUUGCGUGCACUCCUGCUCCACGCGGCGUCAUCCAUAUGCAACGACGGAGCGAGCACGCCGUUGGGGCGUCAGAGCCAUGCGCGUGCGCUCAAAGCCUUGGCCGUGGCCGUGCGGUUCCAAGAGACAUCAGCGGAGCUGUUGCGGGCGCACCCGUCGCUCUUCCAAAGCCUCUUGAGCCUCGCCGUUCAAAGCGACGGGUCGUUGGAGUUCAUCACCCUGGCCGAGGCCGAGCUCAAAGCAGUGCUGUUGCGGCGACGGCAGUAUGAGCUCUCGGCAGCAGCGGUCGAGUCCACGACCAUAGCAACGACCCAACGAGCGGACACGUCCCGCGACCGGCCACCGACGGCGGUCGGAAAAGGGUCGGAAGACGACCUUGGCGACGACGAAGCGGACGACGAAGCGGACGACGAGGACGACGAGCGCAAUGGAGAGGACGACGAAGACGAGGACGAAGACGAGGACGAAGACGACGAGGACGAUGCCGACGUCCGCGCCGAGCUCGUCGAAGAGCUCUCACUCAUGGGGUUCCCGGAAGAUUGGUGCGUCAUGGCGCUCAAGCACACGAGCAACGACAUUCUAUCGGCAUCCGCGUGGAUCGUCGACAACCUCGACUACUUCAACUCGCUCCAGGCCGCCAAGGACAAGGAAGAGCGGGAAAAAGACGCGCGGCUGGACGUAAACGAAGAAGAGGACGAUGCGCCCGACGCAUUAUCGUCGUCGUCGUCGAGUGCCGUCGUCUCGCCGACGCUCCUCGAUGACGCGUUCGCAGACAAGGAGACGGGCCGCAAGGUGUUUGGCGAACUCUACUUCCCGUUCGAAGAAGGUGGGUUCCUCUCCAACUGCAGCCACCUCUUUCUCGACGCCAAGCUCGGGAAUGCGUCGCCGCCCCUCAACAUGCUCGAGAGCCUUUCGCGCUUCCAGCAAGAGCUCCGCGCCUGGAGCGCCACCGACGUGCUAGCUGCGGCUGCGGCCGCCGAAGCGUCGCUCAGCAUCCUCUACGCGCGCCAGAUUGUGGCCACCGCGCUCUCCCACGUCGCCUGGCUCCCGGCGAGCGACCUUGGAAUUCUGCUGCGCUUCUCCAAGACCGUGCUCUUCCGGGGGCCGCAGGUCGUCUUGCGACACGUGGACGCCGGUGUACGCUCAACGUUUGCACCCGACCGCGUCGUCGCCAGCCUCGUCACCGACGCACUGCACAAGCACCUACAGACGUUUGGCGCGCUGCUCUGCGAUGCGAUAGCAACCGAGCUUUUAGCUGCCUGCGAUGUCCGCUUUGAAGGGUACCUCUGGACGCAGCGCGACGUGCACCUCGGCGACGCUGCUGCUCUGCUCGAGCCCAGCAUUGAGUUUGCGGCGUGGCUCCUAGACCGGUUCUUUGCGCAACCAACUUGCUUUCAGGCCUAUUUGGAGACGACUCCGUCGCCGACUGACACUCUGCAGGCGUUGGUGCGGCGCCUUUUGCCGUGCUUGGCGAGCUCCAACUUGGCGCUCAAGCUCGUCGUGUUUCGGUGUCUCACGCUUUUGCUUGCCCACACGUCGUUCGCAGACGCCGCAGUGAAAGCGUCGCUCUGUGCGAUACCGCCACUGCACGUCGACUGUCUCCUCCUUGCCGCCCGACGCCGGCAUUUGCGCGAGAUUGCGCAGAACCGGCUGUACUUUUCGCCGUAUUUGCAAGGGCUCUUGGAGCUGGUUCGGGUUGUGCAGCCCCUUAGUGCUGGAUUGCCCUUGAGCCUGCAGCUGGUCGCUGCCACAGAGAUGUCGGUGACUGUCGCGUGGCCUUCGGGGGGCGACGACAACGAUGCGUUUGUCGUCGAAGCCGUCGACGCUGACGGCAACUACACUGAGUGGUACUCGGGUCGCGAUCUCCAAUGCACGCGCGUCGGCUUGCGUCCGCAAACGUCGUACGACUGUCGACUGCGGCGUGGCGCGGCGUCGACAACCACGGUCGUUGCCACCAAGUCUGCGCGUGACACGACCGCCGAGUCAGUGCCGUUCACGCUCGAUAAGAAAAAGUGCCGGAGCAGCGCGCUCACCUUCGGAGACGACGGGCUCGGCGUCGCGUACAGCGGCAACGAGGCGUGGCGCAUGGUACUCGGCUCGGAAGGCUUCGUCGUCGGCCGGCACAAGUGGCAAAUCAAAAUCGACAAGUCGUCGUCUGCGUACCUCUUCCUCGGCGUCGCGUCCAAGCGCGCGAACCUCGAGUCCUUCCUCGGGGCGGACGAGCACAGCUGGGGCUUUAUCGGGGACGGCGCGCUCUAUUACCAGCGCAACCGCCUCAAGACGUACGGCGACACGUUCGGCGAAGGCGACGUUAUCGGGCUCGACCUUGACUGCGACCUCGGGACGCUCUCGUACUCGAAGAACGGCGUCGAUCUCGGCGUCGCCUUUGACAACGUCAUCGGGGAACUCUUUCCCGCGGUCGCGUUCUACUCGCGCCACCAAAAGAUCUCGCUCGUCGCCAACGGGUUUGAGUGCAGCGUCGGCCUGACGCUCCACGGCUCUCCGAAGGAUGCGACCAUCGACGAGUACCUUGGCGUCUGUGCGGUCAUGGAGUGCAUGGUGCAGAGUGCUGCGUUGCAGCCACCGCUUCUGCUGCGGGCGUACGACGCCUACACUCAGUGGUGCAACGAGACACGCGCGCGGUGCAUGACACGCGCCGGCUACGAUCUCCUCUUUGACGUCUCGGACGCCACGUGCGCUCCGUUCGGCUUCAAAGCCCACGACCGGGUCAAGACCCCGCGCGGCAACGGCACGGUCGUUGGUGUGGCCGACGGACGGCUUUGGAUCGAAACCGAAGCCGAGGCGGGCUGCUGGUUCUACGACCCGAGCAAGGUGCGUCCGCGACAAAUCAACGUCCAGUCGGCCAGUGAGCCGUCGGCAACGGCCGCCAAGGCGCAGCCCGCCAUCAGCCUCGACGCGUUCGCGGCCUGCGCCGACUGCCACCACUGGAGCGUGGCCAAAGACGCAGCGCUGAUCGCAACGCUCAACGGCGUCUGUGGCCUCGGCGGGCCGAGCCCGUGGAACAUCUCGGUGGAGAAGGUCACGGAUGUGUUCCGCAGUGAGUCUUCGUCCGAGGCGGAGCUCGGGCGCAUCGUCUGCCGCGUUGCGCUGCUCAAGCUCUUCAACCACGACGUGUCUCGUACGAUCGGGUUCUUUGACUUGAGCUGGCACUACUUUGGGCCGCGCCAGAGCUUCCAGAACGCGUCGCUGCUUGCCGCCACGAAAGGCUCUCUCUUCGUCUCGCUCAAACUGGCACUGCUCGACACGCUUCUCGAGAAGACGCUGACGCACCCGAAGAAGGCCGAAGACGACUACGACUACCCCGAAGACCUCCCGCAGCUCGUGGUCAACCGCCCGAAAGCGGCUGUCGCCCACUUCAAGUCGGACCUCGAGACGCUCGUCGGCCAGAGUCUUUUCGGCCAAGCGUUUGACGAGCUCCAUUUUCUGGACAACAAAGUGUUGCGCAUGGUCUACUCGCAUCCGAUGGACGACGGCCAGCUGCGCACGUUCAAGGUCAAAUUCGAAGGCGAAGGCGCCGACGACUAUGGCGGACCGUACCGCGAGUUCUUUUCGCAGUUUGCCUCGGAGCUCCAGUCCAUCAAACCCGACUCGGCCGACUCGACCGACGGACUCCAGUGCAUCCUUCCGUUCCUGAUGCCAUGUCCCAACUGGCGCAACGGCGUCGGGUCGCACCGCGAGCGCUUCGUCUUGAACCCGUCCUUGCUUCGCUACGACGCCAAGUGGAACAAGGGCUCAGCGACGCACCCGGUCGACAACACGGGUCUUUUUUUGGAAAUGUACCAUUUUCUCGGGCAAAUUCUGGGCAUCAUCUUGCGCACCAAAGUGCUCGUGCGCAUCGACUUUGCCACGAGCAUCUGGAAGCGGCUCGUGGGGUCGCCCGUCGAUGCGUCCGACCUCGCUGCCGUCGACGCGUCCGCCUACGCGCUCCUCGAGCAGCUCAAAUCGCUCUUGGCGCAGCAUGGCACCGAGCCAGCGGUCGCCGAGGCGACGCUCGAUGCACUGGACCUCAAUUUUACCACGAAUCUCUCAGACGGUUCGAUGGUCAACCUCACGCCGGACGGCGCCGACCGACGGGUCACGUGGGCCGACCUGCCCGAGUACAUGGAGAGAGUCUUGGAGACACGACUGCACGAGAGCGACCGCGCGAUCGAUGCGAUCAAGCAAGGUUUGUGUACGAUCGUGCCGGCCAACGCCGUCGCGCUCUUCUCGCACGACGAGCUCGAGGUGCGCAUUUGCGGCCGAGCUGAAAUCGACGUCACGCUGCUCAUGGCGCACACCGAGUACGACGAAGACGUGAGCGCGGACGACGCGUUCGUGCAGCGCUUCUGGCGCGUGCUCGACGGGUUCAGCCAGGACGAUCGGUGCGCGUUUCUCCGCUUCGUCUCGGCGCGGUCCCGCCUGCCCAUGGACCAGCACGGGUUCACGCAAAAGUUCAAGAUCCAGGCGGCGUCGGGCGAGGGCAUGACGCAGAACCCGGACGACUCGCUGCCCAAGUCGCACACGUGCUUCUUCGCGCUCCUCUUGCCCAAGUACUCGACCGACGACGUGUGCCGCAAGCAGUUUCUCUACGCGAUCCACAACUGCCUCGAGAUGGACGGCGACUUUCGCCUCGCCGACACGGAGAUGACGGGCUGGAACGACGUGCACCCGAACGACGCGCUGCGCAUUUGAACCAGAAUAUAUAGUAGAGUAGGAGUAGGUGUAUAGGGUCCAUAUAACACGGCGACAAAGCCCGUGCUUGCUUCAGUCCGAGCAACUCGGAGAGAUGUGUCUCCAACUAGUC
Molecule: messenger RNA, 11908 nt
Organism: Saprolegnia diclina VS20
Lineage: Eukaryota; Oomycota; Saprolegniomycetes; Saprolegniales; Saprolegniaceae
Exons: 3
Coding region: 82-11796 (3904 amino acids)
Molecular function (GO): protein binding; ubiquitin-protein transferase activity
Source: RefSeq, a predicted model, not a curated record